UGUGAAUAAUAAAAAGUGCUUUUUAAGAGCUGAGCAUAUACAUACACACCCCAGCUGACCAAGAUCCAAAAGCUAUGGGGUUUCAUACCACCCUGACCUUCUUCAAAUCUGACUUCAUCGACGUAUGGCUCGAGCUCUGUCUCGCACUCAUUUGCCUCCUCUUCGUAACAUGGUACCAGAAGAACAAGAACCAGAUCUUGAUGUAUUGGCCCAUCCUGGAUGUCUACCCUUCUAUCCUCGCCAACGUCCACCGUGUUCAUCACUGGAUCGUCGACAUCGCCAACAAGAUCAACUGCACAAUAGAGGCCAGAGGGCCGGUGUUCGCCCGCAUGGAUGUCAUAUUGACGUCCGACCCCCGCAACGUUGAGUACAUCCUCAAGUCCAACUUCGCCAACUUCCCCAAAGGCCCCGACUUAAAAGAGGCUCUGGACCUGCUCGGAGAUGAUAUCUUCACUCUGGACGACGACGAGUGGCGAGCUCACAAGAAGAUAGCACACAUCGUCUUGGCUUCCAAGGAGUUCCGGAGUUUCACGGCCAGCGUGAGCAGGAAGCUGGUGGGUGAUGGACUCCUGAGCUUGAUGCUUCAGGCUGCUAAACAUGGUAACGUCCUGGAUUUGGAAGAUGUGUUCAUGAGAUUUGCAUUCGACAGUGUCUAUACGGCUGUCCUCGGCAGAAACCCGAACUCGCUCUCUUUGAGCUCUGCUGCUAAUGAGAUUGCUAAAGCCAUCGACGAUGGGACGGAAGGUGUGUUCCAUAGGCACAUCAUGCCCAGGAAGCUGUGGAAGCUGUUGGGUUGGUUGGGGGUCGGGAGUGAGGGGAGACUGGCCAGAGCUCGGAAGAUCAUAGAUCGUCACUUGUUAGAGCACAUUUCGUUGAAAAGAGAAGAUCUGCGCAAAGGGGUGCAGGGAAGUGAUUUGAUAGCUAUGUACAUGAGUUCUCAAGCUCAGAAUGGAGAAAGCAAGGCUUACAGUGAUCUGUUCCUCAGAGACACUGCACUGGGCUUCCUGUUUGCUGGGCGGGACUCGACAGGCACGUCUCUCACUUGGUUCCUCUGGUUGGUUUCCACAACCCCUCGCGUGGAGGAAAAGAUCCUGGAUGAAUUGAUGCAGUUAAAGAAGAAGAAGGAAGCGGAAGGUGUCGUCAGAGAUCAAAAGCAGCCAUGGGUGUUUGAUUCGGAAGAUCUGAAGGAUCUGGUGUAUUUCCAUGCAGCCAUGUGUGAAUCCUUGAGGCUGAACCCGCCACUUCCGCUCACCAGAAGAGGGGUUAUCAAAGAAGAUGUGCUUCCUGAUGGCACCGCCGUGAAGCCAGGAAUGAAGAUCAUAAUCUCAAUGUAUGCCUUGGGGAGGCUGGAGUGGCUGUGGGGGAAGGACUACCUGGAAUUCAAGCCGGAGAGAUGGAUCGAUCAGGAUGGGAAGAUAAGCCAGGAAGCCAUGUCCAAGUUUUUUCCUUUCACCAUUGGACCCAGAGCUUGCCCAGGUAGAAACAUGGCGUUUACCCAGAUGAAGUUAGCUGCUGCAGCUGUUCUCUUCAACUUCCGGAUUGAAGUUCUUGAGGGUCAGAUUGUGUUCCCAAUGUCAUCAAUAGUUCUGCACAUGAAGAAUGGUUUGAAGGUGAAGAUAAGAGAAAGAGUGUGGUAGCUUGGCAAAGUAAGUUUGCUGUUGUUUCUGUGUAAGAAAUUGAAAUUAUAAUUGAUCAUCAUAUAGGAAAUUGAAAACCCAGAAAUAUUAGUGGUCAAAUGUGAAGAAUGGUUGUUUAUUGGAAGAAUGUUUGUUCUUAUUUGAUUACAUGUCUAUUAGGUCUGUGGAUACAGGAAGUUUGGAUAAAUUGGCAGUUGAUUAGGCUGGAGAUGGAACUCGUCCAUGAUAAUUAAGUUUGUCCAAGACAAAUAAUAGUGAGAAUAAAAUUUCCUAUUAA
Nelumbo nucifera (sacred lotus) is the source of this 1914-nucleotide messenger RNA. Lineage: Eukaryota; Viridiplantae; Streptophyta; Magnoliopsida; Proteales; Nelumbonaceae. The record is from RefSeq and is a predicted model, not a curated record.